GACGAUUUUUGGUCUACGGACCCUGAAUUGGGUCAUCUACUGCGCACUCUCCAGCACAAGUACCUGAUGGCUCUAGGGUACCGCUUCAAGUCAUCAAGUGCGCCAAACCGUGGCAAAAUAUACUUGAAGCAAGCACCAAGCGCUUCUUUGCUUCACAAACAAUACGGUCGAUCGUUACUGCCUAACGUGAUGGCUUCCGAUGCUUUCUACGCCCUCAACGAGAUAUUUUCGCUCGCUGCGUCUUCGGAAAUGCAAUUCCUGAACUUCGUCGAUGUCAAGCUCGAUCGGUAUACGCAUCCCGAUAUCGACAUCACUCAGAGCUCGCAAAACGUCAUAUAUACGAAAAGAAUUCUUUCUCGGCACAUGCAGAACCUAAAACAGACUUUGCAAAGUAUUCGAAACACAACUCACCCGAAAUGGCCCAAAGCCCGCGGUGAUGAAGCGAAGGUAGCCAAAGCAGCAGCUGAGCGUCUUCAGAAUGACUUUGAAUACCUCAUCAAUCGAGCACAAAUGCUAGACCGUCGCUGCGCUGAGAUCAUGACUAUUCUCCAGAACAGCAUCUCCCUCUCCGAGUCCUGGAAAGCCAUGGAACAUACGCAGCAGUUAAUGAGGCUAUCCCGCUUAGCCUUCGUUUUCAUACCUGUGUCCUUUUCCAUAUUUUUAAUGGCCCUGAACCUUAAGGAUUUUACGCAUGAUAGGCGGCUCUAUAACUCUUGGUGGAUGGGCCUAACGGUCGUAAUGAUUAUCCUUGAGUCAACGGCCCUCUUAGUCUUCAUGGAGGGACCUCGUCUCUCCAAAGCGCUGCGUAAUCUAUGGUCGAAAAAGAAUUGAUAAUGGCCCAAGAAUGCAAUUCGUUCGUAGUUUAUUUCCAUCGACUUCCUGUUCUACAUAUAAGUUCUACAGCGUCUCUUGUCUUCGCGCCAUGUUUUGAUUCAUGACUCCUCUCCCUAACUCGACAAGAAAAUGGUAGAUGUUAUUUCUUCAAAUUCUCAUAUACAUUCAUUAC
This is a messenger RNA of Mytilinidion resinicola, 1006 nucleotides long. RefSeq lists its product as uncharacterized. The record is from RefSeq and is a predicted model, not a curated record. The transcript has a single exon. NCBI's taxonomy places the organism in Eukaryota, Fungi, Ascomycota, Dothideomycetes, Mytilinidiales, Mytilinidiaceae. The coding region runs from base 67 to 831 and encodes 254 amino acids.